AUGCUUGCCGCAUUGCCACAUGCCGUUAUGGGCAUCGUCGUUCUGUUCGGCGGACAACUUGCUGAUUAUCUGCGCUCAAACAAGAUUCUGUCCACGACCGCUGUACGGAAAAUUUUCAAUUGUGGAGGAUUCGGUGGUGAAGCGGCGUUCAUGCUUGUCGUUGCCUAUACCAAAAAAGAGUCGACGGCUGUUCUGGCGUUGGUGCUGGCUGUUGGUUGCUCAGGAUUCGCUAUCUCAGGAUUCAAUGUGAACCAUCUGGACAUCGCACCUCGUUACGCUGCUAUCCUUAUGGGUUUCUCAAAUGGGAUUGGAACGCUAGCCGGUCUCACGUGCCCAAUCGUCACCGAGAAAUUCACCGAAAGUGGACCUCAUGGAUGGGUGAAGGUAUAUUUUGCGUUUUGA
This is a messenger RNA of Cooperia oncophora, 402 nucleotides long. Lineage: Eukaryota; Metazoa; Nematoda; Chromadorea; Rhabditida; Trichostrongylidae. The record is from the annotation of a GenBank genome assembly.